AUGCCCGCAAUCCAGGGCUGCAAUACCGUCAAGAUCUUGCUGCACUUCGAUUGUGUGAGCACAGAACGGCUCGUCUCCAGAGGCUCUGAUGCGCCAGAUCCUCCCGGUCUGCCAGGUAUUGACCCGGCCGUUGCGAGCUGGAGACCGCAGGUUCUCGUGUCGUUGCAAGCCGAGGAGAAGGAUGGAAGACCGUGGGCACGCAGGGCGACGUCGAUAGAUGGAAAGGAGGUGGGUGGGAAGAAAGAGAGACCAUGA
Glarea lozoyensis ATCC 20868 is the source of this 255-nucleotide messenger RNA. RefSeq lists its product as uncharacterized. The record is from RefSeq and is a predicted model, not a curated record. Bases 1 to 255 code for a protein of 84 amino acids. NCBI's taxonomy places the organism in Eukaryota, Fungi, Ascomycota, Leotiomycetes, Helotiales, Helotiaceae. The transcript has a single exon.